CUACCAUGCACCUUCAAAUCGUUCCAAUCAUCAUUACACUCUAUAUAUACCUUCACAACUUUGCAUGCAAUAUUGCACUCACUCACCAAAUACUUCUCUUGUGAUCAUAUAUUAAUUGUAUUGAAAUGACAAAUUAUAAGUUCCUUAUUUGGUUUCUUUUCCUUGUAGCCACCGCCUUUGUGGGGGUGACUUAUGCUGGUAACUUUUACCAAGACUUUGAAACAACAUGGGGUGAUAACCGUGCCAAAAUCCUUGAAAAUGGGAACCUUCUCACCCUCUCCCUGGACAAAGCCUCAGGUUCUGGCUUUCGUUCCAAGAAUGAAUACUUGUUUGGAAAAUUUGACUUGAAGCUCAAACUUGUGCCUGGUAACUCAGCUGGCACCGUCACAACCUAUUAUCUAUCUUCUCUGGGGUCUACUCAUGAUGAAAUAGAUUUUGAAUUUCUGGGUAACUUGAGUGGUGAUCCAUACAUUCUUCACACGAAUGUAUUCGCACAAGGGAAAGGAAACAAAGAGCAACAGUUCUACCUGUGGUUCGACCCCACCAAGGACUUCCACACAUAUUCCAUUCUAUGGAAUCCUCAAAGCAUCAUAUUCUCUGUGGAUGGGACACCAAUAAGGGAGUUCAAGAAUUUGGCCUCAAAGGGUGUUUCUUUUCCAAAGAGCCAAGCCAUGAGGAUGUACUCUAGCCUAUGGAACGCUGAUGAUUGGGCCACACGGGGUGGGCUUGUGAAGACGGAUUGGACCCAAGCUCCAUUCACGGCCUCAUACAGAAACUUCAAUGCUCAAGCUUGUGUUUGGAGUUCUUCUUCAGGGUCCUCUUGUUCUUCUUCCAAGAAAUCUCCAUCAUCAUCAUCAUCAAGUUCUUCAAGCCAAUCAUGGCUGAGAGAGUCGCUGGAUGCAAACGGGCAAGCCAAGAUUCGCUGGGCGCAAAAAAACUACAUGAUUUACAACUACUGCACCGAUACUAAACGUUUCCCACAAGGAUCUCCUCCUGAGUGCUCUUUUGCAUGAUGAAUGAAAACCAUUGUGUAUAUGUUGAUUUCCUUUCUUCUUUUGCUUGUACAAUUAUACGAAGUGAUAAGUAAUCUAGGGUUGUUGGUACUUAUAUGCUUUUGUUGUGGGGAAAAAGCAUGCGAAAUGAGAAGCAUAGCAUUGUAUGUAUGCUGAAAUAUAUUGUAAAUUGUUGGAGUGUUGAAAAUGUAUGUUUACGAGUUGAGUUUACGUAAACUCGUGAGUUCGACAA
Molecule: messenger RNA, 1245 nt
Organism: Lotus japonicus
Lineage: Eukaryota; Viridiplantae; Streptophyta; Magnoliopsida; Fabales; Fabaceae
Product: xyloglucan endotransglucosylase protein 7-like
Exons: 3
Coding region: 126-1013 (295 amino acids)
Biological process (GO): xyloglucan metabolic process; cell wall biogenesis
Cellular component (GO): cell wall; apoplast
Molecular function (GO): hydrolase activity, hydrolyzing O-glycosyl compounds; xyloglucan:xyloglucosyl transferase activity
Source: RefSeq, a predicted model, not a curated record